Messenger RNA from Acanthaster planci (crown-of-thorns starfish), 4550 nucleotides. It is a transcript of the gene afg3l2, whose product is annotated as AFG3 like matrix AAA peptidase subunit 2. The record is from RefSeq and is a predicted model, not a curated record. Gene Ontology annotation, molecular function: zinc ion binding; ATP hydrolysis activity; ATP-dependent peptidase activity. Gene Ontology annotation, cellular component: m-AAA complex; membrane. Lineage: Eukaryota; Metazoa; Echinodermata; Asteroidea; Valvatida; Acanthasteridae. Gene Ontology annotation, biological process: mitochondrial protein processing.
AGUUAUUUAACUCGUUCUUUUUCUCUUUGCAAUGUUAUCCAACAAAUUCGUUAAGUCAUCAUAGUACAUGUCAUAUGCAUUGCAUCAGUUCUUGACUUCAAUAAACAUAUCAUAUUUUACAGGCAGACAUUUCACGGUAGCCUGUCGUCAAAUUCUGCCGCAUAGCAGAUCGAGAAUGGACAGUAUUAAGUGAAAAAAAAAACUUGGUUGAAAUAACCGGUGCGGCGGUGAAGUGGGUUAACACCAAAAUGCACAGGCUUGUUAUCCCGUGCCAAAGUUUGUGCUCAUUUUGAAGAUCUUCAAUUUUUGAGAUAAAUUAAGUGUUUUUUAAUUACCAUGGCUUUAAGAUGUUGUGGAUCGCUCCACCUAGGAGUUAGAGGACUCAGCUUUCGUCUUGUCAGCCCGUCCACUAAGAAUUCAGGCCAGAAUAUUGCCUUAUUACAAAGAUGCACUCGACUAUUCAGCAGCACUCAACGGGUUAGCAAUGCCUUUAGGAAUUGGCUUGUCUUCAGUAAGGAACCCCCAAAGGGCUUUGAGAAGUUCUUCCCUGGACACAAGAAAGGUGCAGAGCCACCAAGGCCCAAGAACACAGUGUCUGCCAAAGAUAAGGGACCAGGGGAACCUACACCUGGCAGGAGCAGCGAGAGCAACCGGGGAGCGGACAGCAGUGGCAACAAACCCAACGACUUCUGGAAGGGUCUGAUGGGUAGUGGUGGGUCCAAGCCGGGGGGUGGACUGCCGCGCGGCACCAACCCGCCGAUAGACCCCAACAACAGGAACCAGCUGCUGUUCAGUAUAGCGGUGACUGUAACAGGGGCGGCGGCCGUGGCCUGGCUUCUCUCAGGGGGUUCGGCACCAGAAAUAACCUGGAAGGACUUCUGCCAAGACUAUCUGAUGGCUAGACAGGUGGAGAAAUUGGAGGUAGUCAACAAGAAGUAUGUCAGGGUGUGGCUAAGACCGGGCCAUUCUAAGGGGAGGUAUGUGUGGUUCAACAUCGGCAGCGUGGAUGCAUUUGAGCGAAACCUGGAGAACGCUCAAUUGGACCUGGGAAUUGAGCCCAACAACUAUCUGUCCGUGGUCUACAGUUCCGAAAGUGAUGGGAGUUUCCUAUUGAGCCUGAUCCCCACCGCUCUUAUGAUAGGCUUCUUCUUCUACUUGUUUCGCAACAACCCUGCCACGGGCGGCCGGGCAGGCAAGCGCGGAGGCAUCUUCGGCUUCGGGGAGACCACGGCCAGGAUUAUCAAGGAAGACGUCGGAGUACGCUUCAAGGAUGUUGCCGGAUGUGAGGAGGCCAAACUAGAAAUUAUGGAGUUUGUCAACUUCCUGAAGAACCCACAGCAGUACAUUGACUUGGGAGCUAAGAUUCCUAAGGGAGCCAUUCUGAACGGACCACCAGGGACAGGCAAGACCUUAUUGGCCAAAGCCACAGCCGGAGAGGCCAACGUACCCUUCAUCACUGUCAGUGGCUCAGAAUUCUUGGAGAUGUUUGUGGGCGUCGGUCCAUCCAGGGUUCGAGACAUGUUUUCUAUGGCCAGGAAGAAUGCACCUUGCAUCCUCUUCAUUGACGAGAUUGAUGCGGUCGGCAGGAAGCGAGGAAAGAGCAACUUUGGUGGACAGAGCGAGCAGGAGAACACGCUGAACCAGCUCCUGGUUGAGAUGGACGGAUUCAAUACAACGACCAAUGUGGUGGUCCUAGCCGGCACCAACCGUCCAGAUAUCUUGGACCCUGCCCUGCUCAGACCCGGGCGCUUUGACAGGCAGAUCUACAUCGGCGCCCCAGACAUCAAAGGAAGAGCCUCCAUCUUCAAGGUCCACUUGAAGCCCCUCAAGACAGCAGUGGAUCAAGAAGCCAUGUCCAAGAAAAUGGCUGCACUCACUCCUGGUUUCACAGGAGCCGAUAUCGCCAACGUCUGCAACGAGGCUGCCCUGAUUGCCGCCAGACACGGUUGCAAGGAAAUCAGUUCCUCCCACUUUGAGCAAGCCAUCGAACGAGUCAUUGCAGGUCUAGAGAAGAAAACCCAGGUGCUGCAACCAGAAGAGAAGAAGACAGUGGCCUACCACGAGGCGGGUCAUGCCAUUGCAGGGUGGUUCUUACAAUAUGCUGAUCCAUUACUCAAGGUGUCCAUCAUUCCGAGGGGUAAAGGCCUGGGUUAUGCCCAGUACCUGCCCAGGGAACAAUUCCUCUACACCAAAGAGCAGCUGCUAGACAGGAUGUGCAUGACGCUCGGAGGACGUGUUUCUGAACAGAUCUUCUUCGGCAAGAUCACGACAGGAGCACAGGAUGACCUCAAGAAGGUCACGCAGGUUGCCUACGCUCAGAUUGUCCAGCACGGCAUGAGCGACGUCAUCGGCAACGUGUCCUUCGACCUACCCCAGCAAGGUGAGAUGGUCUUGGAGAAGCCUUACAGUGAGGCUACGGCUAAGAUGAUUGAUGAGGAGGUUCGUAAGCUUAUCCAGACGGCCUACGAUCUCACCAUGGACCUGUUGACCAAGCACAAGGAUGACGUAGAAAAGGUUGCCUUACGACUUUUGGAGAAAGAAAUCUUAAACAAGGAAGACAUGGUGGAACUUCUUGGUAAUAGGCCAUUUGCCGAGAAGUCAACAUAUGAGGACUUUGUGGAAGGAACUGGAAGUAUGGAGGAGGACACUUCGUUGCCAGUUGGGCUCAAGGACUGGAACAAGCAAAAAGAGGCGACCAAAGAUGCACCAGAGGGAGGGAAACUACAGCCAGAGACAGCAUGAUGGAGGGGGGAGGGUGUAAAUCCACAUCAUUGAACUGCAUAGCCUUGUGUGUUUAGUGUCUUCCCUACAGUGUGUGCCUGUGGGAUGGUUGGACUGGAAACAUGCCAGCAAACACACUUACCCCCUUUGGAAUCGAUGGAUAAUUGCCUUGUUGCUUAACAUGGCAUUACCCAAGGGUUGAUAAAUUUGCAGCUGGUGCAAAGGUGGUUGAUAUAACAGCCUAAUGCUGGAUAAAUGAAAAUAAGGAUUGACUAAGUAAAUGUUCCCAACUCCUUGGUAAAAUCAGACUUUUGUUUGAAGGCAUUCAUGAUCGUAUUUACUGGCAAUCACAGGACUAAAGUUUACUUUUUAUUAGAAUUGUUUAAAUUGAAAUUGAAAAUAAAAUUGGUUUGUAUGCAGUCUGAAGCUGUAGUGCUUUCUGAAUCAACUAGAUUUUUGAGGAAGAAAUUAUCAUGUGCGUUCUUGUGUCCUCUUUUUUGGUGAAUUUUGUAAGAUUUUUUCUCUGGGGUUUAUUGGUAACGUGAUGCCUGUACCUUUAGAAAUUGAAUGAGGCCCACAUUUAGAAGCCUUUGGGACUCUGCCAGAACUUUGGUAGUUUAGAAUGGAGACAUUUAACAUCUAAUGAAAGCAUAAUUUGCCAGGUUUCCAGGUGGAAUUUUUGUUUGCCCGGAAGGAAUUGAUCCCUGCCAUGCCUUCAUCUUUUGUCAAAGACCAGUAAGCCUGAUCGACUUUCUGCCGUGGUGACCUCUGACACUGACUCAAUGUAAUUUUGAUAUUCACACACACGGUAGUCAGUGAUACUGCAGAGACAGGGAAGCUGUGCCUUUCCUUUAUCAAGUGAAGUCAGACCGCUAGACUUUAUUAACUGUCUUUAGCAUAAAGAACCUAUUAAAAAUGACAGUAAAGUGUGCCCAUUACGAGAAGUGUUGGAGAAUGUUCUGAUAGUUUGUUUCUGCCACUGUGUCGACCAACUUGGUAACUUGUGCACAUUUAUAAGUUUCUCAGAUUUUUCUAAACUCCCUGGCCUUGCCUACCGUCUAGUCUGUAACAUGAUUCUGAUGUUGAUUGAUGAGGAGGUAUAACAAUAUUUCCAGAACUUGUCCCCUGUGGUGGACUCUCUGUGAUGCUGGCUUGUUGCUGACAGAAACAUGUUGCAUUCUCAUCAUGUUGUUUACGAGACUUUUCUUUUCCUAGCCAGCACACUUGUUUCUAUACUAGUGUUUCUGUUUGGCUUUGAUAAGUCUAACCUUUAUGGAAAUGAUUCAGAUUUCAUUUCUGUCAGUAAUUGAUCAGAAUUGUCUCCAAACUUCUUCAUCAAACGACAAAGUUCCGUGGAAAUACCUCAAACUUCAUUAAAUGUUCAUUGAAUGUCAUGAGAGUUUGUUGCUUUCUUUAAAACGGUUAUUUACGUCCUGGGAAAAAGGCUUUCAAAAAUUGCACUUUUUUAAGAGAAAACAUUUUAACUUGCUUGAUUCAGUUCUAGCUGAGAGUUGCCAGGCUGUGACCAAUUUGACUAGCUAAGGCUAGGAGUGAUGCACAUGCUUAGCCAAUGGCUUUCCUUUAACGUGUGUUAUUGCUAGCUGCAGACACCGUGACAACUUCUGGACACAGCCCCGCUUUCGAGUGGGAAUCCACAGAUCUGCCCUUUCUAAUUAGAGUAAACAUAAUGAAUGUCCGAGUUCUUACAUGCUCUCACGUGCUGGUAUUAAAAAGUCUUCAUUCUGUCGAAUGAAAAUUUUCCCAGAGUAAUUUCAACCUGUAUGUAAAAGUGAUUAAGAAUUAAUCAGAAUAAAUGCAAUCAUUUGGAA